AUGGAGGUUGGCGAAGAAAAAUUACUUCGUACAAAAAUUUGUUCUGUAAUGCAAUGUGCAUAUAAGGUGUUUGAUAAAAUGCUUAUUAGAAAUCCUGUGUCUUGUACCAUCGCAAAUGUGGCAACUACUCCUACAAUUGUAGUUUCUCCUAAAGUAGCACCUUUGCUCACUCCUGGAGGAACAAAAAAAUGGCUUCCAAUAUGCCUCAAUGAAUACACAUUUUCUGCUGGGUUCAACACAAGAAAGUCUACAACUAAAAGGAAAAGAAGAAGAAAAGAAUUGAAAUCACAGUAUAUCGUAUGCAAUAAAGAAGGAUACAAAGAGAAAAGAAAGCCUACGUCUGAAAAAGAUUUAAAUAACAACGAAGGAAAAAGCAAUGAAGAAAAAUCUUCAAUCAAAAGGAAGAGACUCGUUACUCGUGUUGGGUGCAAGGCACAUAUUAUCAUAAAGCAUUGUGAUGAUAACAAAUUCAUAGUGUCACAAUUUUAUGAGGGACAUACUGAUCCACUUUAUACACCUAGUUGCAAUCUCUUCCAAAAAGAAGGAAGAAAAAUGAACAUAUUGCACAAAAAAAUAAUUGUGAAUGAUUCUAAGGUGAAUAUUGGUCCAGUUACAACUUUUCGAAUGAUGAAGGAAAUUGUUGGAGGAUAUGAUAACAUCGAUGCAUCUAAGCAAGAUUUCAAAAUUUUUCAUGGAGAUUUGAAAGCACACAUUCAAGGAAGUGAUGCUCAAAUGUUUGUGGAUAACUUUACCAACAAAAAGCUAACGUGGAGCGCUUUUUUCUUUGAUUUUGAGAUGGAUGAAGAUUGUUGCCUUUGUAAAGCAUUAUGGGCUGACCCCCUUUGUAAAAAGAGUUACGCUCUAUUUGAUUCUAUUACAGAUUGUGAGCGCGUGUACAGCAUGGUGUUUACUCCAUUUACAAGGGUUGACCAUGAUCAGAGCUGCAUUACUUUUGUUGUUGGUUUCAUAGCAAAGGAAGAUAUAGUGUCAUUUGAGUGGUUGUUCAGAUCAUUUCUCAAGGCAAUGGGUGGAAAUGAACCGAAUUGUAUGAUUUCAGAUCAAGAUCCAGCAAUAAAAAUUGCCAUUAAAAGUGUGUUUAACAAGAUUGAACAUCGCUUCUGUAUAUGGCACAUAAUGAAAAAGUUACCAUAUAAGGUGGAGAAAUCAAUCAUGCCAGAAGAAACUGGUUUCCUAAAAAAAUUAUGUGCUUAUGUUUGGCAUCUUGAAAUUGAACCUGCUGAGUUUGAAGAAAGGUGGAACAAGGUGAUGGUUGAAUACCACUUGGAAGAACAUGAGUGGUUAGGUUAUAUGUAUAAGAUAAGGAACAAGUGGAUUCUGGCGUAUUUCAGAGAUGUGUUCCUUGGAGGAAUAAUGCGUACAACAUCAAGAUCCGAAAGCGAAAACAACUUGUUCUGCUCCUUUAUCAAUCCUCAUGUGUCACUUGUUGAGUUUUACUUGAGAUAUGAAGUUGCAAUUGAUGCCUGGAGACACACUCAAGGUCAGAAUGAUAACGAUUCAAAGCACAAAUAUCCUGAGUGCAAAACACGACUAGGGAUAGAAAAGCAUGCCUCACAUUUAUAUACUCUGUCUUUUAUGAAUUUCAAUAUGAGGUUGAAGUUGCUUGUUUUUCUUGUCGUGUUGAUGAAUUGA
Molecule: messenger RNA, 1650 nt
Organism: Amaranthus tricolor (Joseph's coat)
Lineage: Eukaryota; Viridiplantae; Streptophyta; Magnoliopsida; Caryophyllales; Amaranthaceae
Product: protein FAR1-RELATED SEQUENCE 5-like
Exons: 7
Coding region: 1-1650 (549 amino acids)
Biological process (GO): regulation of DNA-templated transcription
Source: RefSeq, a predicted model, not a curated record